This is a messenger RNA of Prunus armeniaca (apricot), 2961 nucleotides long. The record is from the annotation of a GenBank genome assembly. Lineage: Eukaryota; Viridiplantae; Streptophyta; Magnoliopsida; Rosales; Rosaceae.
AUGGAGGAAAGGGUUGUCUUCUGCGUCGGACUAGCUUUGCUUCCGCUUCUCUUUCCCUUUGCUUCCCCACUCAACGACGAAGGAAAGGCGUUGAUGUCAGUUAAGGCUUCAUUCAGUAAUGUAGCCAACGUGUUACUCGACUGGAACGAUGCCCAUGAUGAAGAUUUCUGUUCUUGGCGAGGAGUUUUCUGUGACAAUGUCACCCUCUCUGUGGCCUCCUUGAACCUGUCCAAUUUGAACCUUGGUGGAGAGAUUUCACCAGCCAUUGGAGAUUUGGGGAACUUACAAUCCAUAGACUUGCAGGGGAAUAAGCUUACUGGUCAAAUACCGGAUGAGAUUGGCAACUGUGCUUCUCUUACGCAUUUGGAUUUAUCUGAUAAUUUCCUGUAUGGAGACAUACCUUUCUCCGUUUCCAAGCUUAAGAAGCUGGAGCUUUUGAAUUUGAAGAACAAUCAGUUGACUGGUCCUAUCCCUACAACUCUAACCCAAAUUCCAAACCUGAAAACUCUUGAUCUUGCUCGGAAUCAGCUUACUGGUGAGAUUCCUAGGCUAAUAUAUUGGAAUGAAGUGCUGCAGUACCUUGGAUUGCGUGGAAACUCUUUGACUGGAUCACUGUCACCAGAUAUGUGUCAAUUGACGGGCUUGUGGUACUUUGAUGUUAGAGGCAAUAAUUUGACUGGCCCGAUCCCCGACAACAUUGGCAACUGUACAAGCUUUGAGAUCCUGGAUAUAUCAUAUAAUCAGAUAAACGGUGGAAUCCCAUAUAACAUUGGUUUUUUACAAGUAGCUACGCUGUCGCUUCAAGGGAAUAGAUUGACGGGAAAAAUCCCUGAGGUGAUUGGUCUAAUGCAGGCCCUUGCUGUUCUGGAUUUGAGUGAGAAUGAACUGGUAGGGCCAAUCCCACCAAUACUUGGCAAUUUAUCCUACACAGGGAAAUUAUAUCUCCAUGGCAACAAGUUGACUGGGCCAAUUCCUCCUGAGCUUGGCAAUAUGUCUAAACUUAGCUAUUUACAAUUGAAUGACAACAAAUUGCUCGGUACAAUUCCUGCUGAGCUUGGGAAGCUGCAGCAGUUGUUUGAGUUGAAUCUUGCCAACAAUGAACUGGAAGGUCCCAUUCCACAUGAAAUCAGUUCCUGCACGGCGUUGAAUCAAUUCAAUGUACAUGGGAACCACUUGACUGGGUCUAUACCUCUGGCAUUCCGCAAUCUGCAGAGUUUAACUUAUCUGAAUUUGUCAUCAAACUAUUUUAGUGAUAGAAUAGCUAUUGAGUUGGGACGCAUCAUCAAUCUUGACACACUGGAUCUGUCUAGGAAUAAUUUUUCAGGCCCUGUUCCAGCUUCAGUUGGUGAUCUUGAGCACCUUCUAACCUUAAAUUUGAGUGAUAAUAAUCUUGAUGGUUCUUUGCCAGCAGAAUUUGGGAGCCUUAGGAGUGUUCAAAUUAUUGAUAUGUCUUUUAACAAUCUUUCUGGAAGUAUACCAGCAGAAUUGGGUCAGUUGCAGAACCUUGUGGCGUUGAUACUUAAUAACAACAACUUGCAUGGAAGGAUACCUGAUCAGCUAACCAAUUGUUUCAGUCUUGCCACCUUGAAUUUCUCGUACAACAAUUUUUCUGGUGUUAUACCUCCCAUGAGGAACUUUUCACGUUUUUCACCAGACAGUUUUAUUGGAAACCCAUUGUUGUGUGGCGACUGGUUGGGAUCAAUAUGCAGACCUUGUGCUGCAAAAUCCAGGGCUAUAUUCUCCAGAACAGCAGUUGUUUGUAUGACAUUGGGCUUCAUCACAGUAUUAUCCAUGGUAAUAGUUGCGGUUUACAAAUCCAACCAAGCAAAGCAGUUAGUCAUGGGAUCUAGCAAGAGUGGGCAAGGUCCUCCUACACUUGUAAUCCUUCACAUGGAUAUGGCCAUACACACCUUUGAUGAUAUAAUGAGAAUUACUGAGAAUCUCAAUGAGAAGUAUAUUAUAGGAUAUGGUGCUUCUAGCACAGUGUACAAGUGUGUACUGAAGAAUUCCCGACCAAUGGCAAUUAAGCGAAUUUACAAUCGGUAUCCAGACAACAUGCGGGAGUUUGAGACUGAACUUGAAACCAUUGGCAGUAUCAAGCAUAGAAAUCUUGUUAGCUUGCAUGGGUAUUCACUGUCACCACAUGGAAAUCUCCUCUUCUAUGACUAUAUGGAGAAUGGAUCUCUCUGGGAUCUGCUUCAUGGACCAGCAAAGAAGGUUAAACUUGAUUGGGAAACAAGGUUGAAAAUAGCAGUUGGAGCUGCACAGGGACUUGCUUAUCUUCACCAUGAUUGUAACCCCCGAAUUAUUCACAGGGAUGUUAAAUCUUCUAACAUCUUGCUGGAUGAGAAUUUCGUGGCUCAUCUCUCUGAUUUUGGAAUUGCAAAAAGCAUCCCAGCUGCGAAGACCCACGCAUCAACUUAUGUUCUUGGAACAAUUGGCUACAUUGAUCCUGAAUAUGCUCGAACUUCUCGGCUGACUGAAAAAUCUGAUGUGUAUAGCUUUGGGGUUGUGCUUCUUGAGCUACUAACUGGGAAAAAGGCUGUGGACAAGGAAUCGAACUUGCAUCAAUUGAUAUUGUCCAAGGCGGAUACAAAUACAGUAAUGGAGACUGUUGACCCAGAGGUCUCUGUUACUUGCAUGGAUUUAUCUCAUGUCAGGAAGACCUUCCAACUUGCUCUGCUGUGCCUCAAGCGAAACCCUAUUGAGAGACCAACCAUGCAUGAGGUUGCACGGGUUUUAGUCUCCCUCCUUCCUGCACCUCCCACAAAACAUUGUUCCGUUUCGAAGGGCAUUGACUAUGCUAAAUUUGCGGUUGACAAGGGACAGCAGCAACCAAAAUUGCAGCAGCAGCAGCAACCGCAACAGCAACAGCAGCAUCCUGUUCAGCAAGAGAGUAAUUCAUCUGAUGCUCAUUGGUUUGAACGGUUUGGUGAAGUUAUAUCUAAGAACACGCUUUGA